Messenger RNA from Penicillium macrosclerotiorum, 1188 nucleotides. RefSeq names its product putative para-hydroxybenzoate-polyprenyltransferase Coq2. Bases 1 to 1188 code for a protein of 395 amino acids. Gene Ontology annotation, biological process: ubiquinone biosynthetic process. The transcript has a single exon. Lineage: Eukaryota; Fungi; Ascomycota; Eurotiomycetes; Eurotiales; Aspergillaceae. Gene Ontology annotation, cellular component: mitochondrial inner membrane. The record is from RefSeq and is a predicted model, not a curated record. Gene Ontology annotation, molecular function: 4-hydroxybenzoate polyprenyltransferase activity.
AUGCUGCUGCUGUCCACUUCCCGCUCCCGUCUGUUCCGCCGAACCCAAUUACCCCAAUGCGCGCGCAGACAACCAUACCUCGGUAGCCGAAGACACCAUGGGCAGCUACCAACUCCCUUCUUCCGUCCUGGUCCAUCAUCAAGGUCUGUGACGCAGGUCCGUCCUUCCGGUGCGCCAGCACGGGUCGCAACGCUGUCAUCCCUCCGAAGGGACAGCUCACAGGCGCACUCUCCAACAGCGGCAUCCCCUAUCAAGAUCGAUCCCAAAGAAUCGAAUCCGGCCACUCACUAUAUCCCGCCCCAGAGGGGCUUGGUCGCCUCUUUGCCUCGUUCAUGGAUCCCUUACGCAGAGUUGGUCCGGUUGGACAAACCUACGGGCACAUAUUAUCUAUUUUUUCCCACCCUGUUUUCGACUCUCCUUGCUGCCCCUAUGGCCAUCACUGCCACACCACUGCACGUCUUAUGGACGGCUGGGCUCUUCUUUACCGGGGCCUUGGUCAUGCGAGGCGCUGGGUGUGCCAUCAAUGAUCUCUGGGAUAGGAACCUCGAUCCGCACGUGGAACGCACCAAGUUCCGCCCCAUUGCCAGGGGGCCCUCCCCCCAAAAGGCGAUCUUGUUCACUGGCAGCCAACUACUGGUAGGACUCGGGGUGCUUCUCCAAUUUCCCUCUCAAUGCCUUUGGUACGGAAUUCCUAGUUUGCCCCUAGUCGUGGCGUACCCCUUGGCCAAACGGGUCACCAACUACCCCCAGUUCGUAUUAGGAUUGGCCUUCUCCUGGGGCGCUAUGAUGGGAUUCCCGGCGCUGGGAGUAGAUCUCCUAAUCAACCAUGAUGCCCUGAUGGCUGCCGGCGCUCUCUAUUCAAGCUGCAUUGCAUGGACCGUGCUCUACGAUAUGAUUUAUGCGCACAUGGACAUCAAGGAUGAUGUCGCCGCCGGGAUCAAAUCAAUCGCCCUUCGCCACGAGCAUAAUACGAAAGCCGUUCUAUCUGGGUUGGCGGUCGCCCAGGUCGGCCUGCUGGGUGCUGCGGGAGUCGCUGCUGGUGCAGGGCCGAUCUUCUUCAUUGGGAGCUGUGGAAGUGCUAUACUUUCCCUGGGCCUCAUGAUCUGGAAGGUUCAGCUGAAGAAUGUUCGAAACUGUUGGUGGUGGUUCAAAAAUGGAUGUCUUUUCACCGGAGGGGGAUCUCCUUAG